This is a messenger RNA of Amphimedon queenslandica, 897 nucleotides long. Its product is annotated as INO80 complex subunit C-like. Bases 144 to 818 code for a protein of 224 amino acids. NCBI's taxonomy places the organism in Eukaryota, Metazoa, Porifera, Demospongiae, Haplosclerida, Niphatidae. The transcript is spliced from 2 exons. The record is from RefSeq and is a predicted model, not a curated record. Gene Ontology annotation, biological process: chromatin remodeling. Gene Ontology annotation, cellular component: Ino80 complex.
UUUUUAAUUUUUAGUCUUGGAUUGACCAGUGAAAAGAGCAUGUGUAUCCCUCGGUGUGUCCUCUUGUAGUGUCAGAUUUCUGGUAAAGUAAAGCACUAAAGUUUGCAUUCCAUGCUCAACGCUGUUACUACAUUAGUUGACAGAUGAGUGGAAACGCACAUAAAAGAUUACGAAAGAAGAGUAGGAAACUAUCUGAGGCAGAGCAUGAGGAACUAAUUAAUCCAUUAGUAACAAGAAAGAAACGUGGCCGGCCGUCUGUAACAAGCACCACUGAAGAAGAAAUAACUGAGGGAAAGCUUAUUGUGUCACUUCAGAAUUCAGUAAUAGGAACACGCUUCUUAUCACGUCUUAAAAGAAAAUCAACCAGUCAUUCUUCAGCUACGUCAUCCUCUUCAUCCAGCAAUAACAAAGAAGCUGAGAGUGAGAGUCCUGCACCCAUUGUACAAACACUACCAGAUAUUGUCUCACCUAAAAAGGCUCAAUUGGAACUUGGGUUUAAGAAUCCUGCUUUCUCAUAUUCAUUCAUUGACAAAAACAAGAAAAGGACAUGGAAGAGUCUCAAACAAAUCAUUCAGUCUGAUGUUAAUGCUAGACUGGAUCACCAUCAGUUCUUACCUACUUACAAUAGCAUAGAAGCACCUCCUCCAAUAAAGCCUCCUAAAAAAUAUUCUGAUGUCUCUGGUUUAUUGUCGAACUAUACUGAUCCAUUGACAGGACUGCAGUUCAGUUCAUCUGAAGAAUUUGAGUUUGUUAGAACAUUACCAACUAAUGUUGUACAGGGCUACUUAUCUCUAAGAGGUAAAGCCACAAUCACGUAACUUCUGCUUUAUGUAUUGUUAUGAUAUUUUGUUUAAAAUUUACAAAAAAUAUACAAUUGGUUAGUAUUUUUGCGUUCAA